Penicillium cinerascens is the source of this 1116-nucleotide messenger RNA. RefSeq lists its product as uncharacterized. Bases 1 to 1116 code for a protein of 371 amino acids. NCBI's taxonomy places the organism in Eukaryota, Fungi, Ascomycota, Eurotiomycetes, Eurotiales, Aspergillaceae. The transcript has a single exon. Gene Ontology annotation, molecular function: ubiquitin protein ligase activity. The record is from RefSeq and is a predicted model, not a curated record.
AUGCCUUCUAGGGAGUCCUACAUCGCAGGUCCCACCUUGCCCUCUCUAUCGGAGAUCAUCAAGCUCGAGCCAGAGAAGGAGCCAUGGUGUGCUGGUUAUGCCCAUUCCAAAGGACGGCGCUGCCACAACCCCACAAACAUGCGUGGUCGCAGCUCGGCAAUGUCUCUUCUUGACAAGGGCACUAAAGACCUUCGGGCUGGUCGCCGCAUCGAUACGCUAUUGGAAAAUCUGGCCACCUACGUUCUGUGUACCAUAUUUCAUCAAAACCAGGCUUUGGACCUUGCGUGUCGCUGGAAGAGACAAGUUAGCUCGUUCCUCGUCCCCCAAGCCACUUCACAAGUCAAUUCAGCAACCUCAGAAAGACGGGUGAGACGAUCAUCUAGCGAUGUAUAUUCAGACACAGCCGAAGCAAAUGUGGAUGAGCUAUGCGAUAUUCUCUAUCGGAAACUUCAGGACACCUUGGAAGAGCUCAGACGCCUUCAGGCCGUUCAGCAUGGGCCAACUAUAUCUGCAAACUCUCCAGUUCCUCGCGGUGAUGAGCGCGCAAGUAUAGAUAACAACCCCAGGACCGGCCGGAGCUCGACCAUCAGAGACGGUUUGCGUAUAGUCCCCAGUACCAGGGCAGUGAUGAGACAGUCAGCAAGCUCUACCCACGAGUCAACAAUUACCGCACCACGCUCGACACAAGUGCAAGUUGUCAUUCAAGCAAGGCCAGCUUCAGUCUCAAAUCAAAGAGCAGCGACCGUAUCAGCAACGGCUCGUGUCUCCAGCAGUACCGACAGCCAGGAAGGCGUUGAAGCAACUUCGCAGCCCCGUAACCGAGCCAUUCAGGCUACCUCCGUCACUCGCCGAGCCGUCGAAGGAGAAUGUGGGAUCUGUUUGUGUCAUAUGCAGACUUCACAGUCCCUCUUCGUCGAUGAAAGUAUAGAGAUUGACGAGGAAGAAGAUGUAGAGAAUCUGGGUGAGGAAGAAGACGAUGAAGACGAAGAGGAUGAAGAACUAGUUUGGUGCAGGGCACGGUGUGGAGUCAACUUCCACAAAAAGUGCAUCGACCAGUGGUUGGAAACAUCCCACGCUUCGACAUGUCCGGCGUGCAGAAGUACCUGGAGACCCUGA